GUUCUUCACGUUAGACAUCUUUGAUCGUUGGCUGUUCACGACGCUAAGUUUUCUUGCAGUUUUUAAUUGAUAAUGUAUUAGCUUCGUGAGGUACUGUGAUCAUCCUAUUUUGCUAGCACGUACCUUUCGAAUGAUAUUCGCACGAAUAAAGUAAUAUACUGAAUAAUUGGCAGCGACUUGUGAAUUUAGUGGCCAAAGUUUUUUAGUGGAUCGCAUGCAGAAAGAUGGAAUCACGAUUACCUAAGCCAAAGGUAGUGCCAAGAAAGGGGCUUAACACUGUGAAUGUAAAUACUGAAGAGAGUGUAAAUGGUCAUUCUCAAAGGAACAAAAAUUUAGUAAAAGCACUAUCAAAUGAAGAUAUUAAAAAUGGCACAGAGAGUUCAAAAAAGUACAAAAGCACGCAUAAUAUCCCAGCACAAAUAACAGGAGAAAUGAUAGUGCCACAGAAACCUGGCUUAGUUAGAGCAAAAACACAUGGAAUAAUCACAAGAAGUACGAGUACCACAAGAUCUGCCAUCAAGAGACCUGCAACUGCAAAUGAACCAAGUGAAAAUAAGAAACCUAACAUAAAACCUGCGCCAAAACCAAUCGCAACUUCAAAAGUAUUUAGAAGUACUGCUGCUACGACUACAAACAAAACUAAUAACUUGGCAGCCACGAAAGCUGCAACCAAGCAAAGACCCAAAUGGGAUUUGAAAGGACGAUUAGAAGAAGCUAGCAACGAAUUGGGUGUCGUUAAAGAAAAGCACAAGUCGAUUGCACAACAGAACUCUGAACUGAAAUCUCAAAUUGAGUCCUUACGAGUACAAGAAGAAAAGGACAGGUUGAAAGCAGAAAAGUAUGAAUUGGAGAGCUCAAGAUUGACCCUAGAAGUGACUGUCUUGCAGAAUAAAAAUACGGACUUACAGAAUGCUAUUAAUGACCUAAGCAAAGAGCAUGUAGUCUUGAAAGAAGAUCUAUCACUUACAAAAGCAAGCCUACAGAGUUAUCAGGAAAAAUCAGAAAUCCAAGCACUCGAGUUACUUAAAGCAACACAAAAACUUGAUGACUUCAAAACCGAGAACCAAUUGCACAAAAAUGCUAUUGCUAAAUUAACUCAAAUAAAUGAUGAGCUUCAAGGCUUAGUUCACUCGAUGGAUAGAGAUCGAAGACAAUUACAUAAUACAAUUCAAGAAAUGAAGGGAAACAUUCGAGUCUUCUGCAGAGUAAGGCCUCGUAUCGACAAGGAAAUUUCGAAAGGAAUGUGCUCUAUGGUAUUUACUGACGAGUGUACCAUUGAGAUUGGUAAAUCUGAAAUCAUGGAAGCUUCAACCUGCGGUGGUCGACCCCGAGGUACUCGGCAGGAAUUUACAUUUGAUAAAGUGUUUCCUCCCAACUCAAGCCAAGCUACUGUAUUUGAAGAGCUCGCGCUGCUAGUACAGUCUGCACUUGAAGGGUAUAACGUUUGUGUUUUUGCGUAUGGUCAGACUGGAUCUGGCAAAACCUACACUAUGGAAGGUUACCCAAGUGAAGAUUGCGAAGGAAUGAUACCAAGAACAGUCAAACACAUCUUUGAGGAAAAGAAACAAUUUGAGGUUCUUGGAUGGGAAUAUGUUAUAGAAGCUAGCUUCUUGGAGAUAUACAAUGAACAUAUCGUAGACUUAUUAGACGACCAUCCUAAAACUCACGAAAUCCGCAUGACAGAUUCGAAAGGCACCGAUAUUUAUGUAACUAAUCUACGAAUUGAACAAGUAAAUAGUCCUGCAGAAUUACAAGACUGCUUGAGACUAGCCCAAAAGAACCGGGCAGUAGCGGCUACACAUUCCAAUGAAAGGUCUUCACGGUCACACUCGGUGGCAAGAAUACGACUGAUUGGAACUCACAAAGUAAGGAACGAGGUUUGUACCGGCACAUUGAACUUGGUUGAUUUGGCUGGUUCUGAACGAUUGCGAAAUGAUGAAAUUGCAAGAACGACUGAAACCAAAAACAUCAACAAGUCCCUAGCUAAUUUGGGAAAUGUAAUUUUAGCAUUGUUAAAAAAACAAGAUCACGUGCCAUAUCGUAACUCUAAAUUAACUCAUUUAUUGAUGCCCUCGCUUGGUGGAAACUCAAAAACGUUGAUGUUAUUGAAUAUUUCACCGUUAGAUGAAUGCUUCAAUGAAACAUUGAACUCUUUAAGAUUUGCUAGCAAUGUCAACAAUUGUAAAACUGGAAGUGUUAGACGUACACGAGCCACAUUUACCAGUUCUGCAUAAGAGUUGAAUGGCAUUUUUAGAACUCCGACUGAUUGUAAAAUAUUCUUAUAUAUAACGAUAAUACUUACUUGUACAUUAUUUUGUAUUAUCACUUAUGCAAACCCAGUAGCUUAACAUGAAUAACUCUAUCAUAAGAUAUUUUACGAUGAAACUGCGACACAUUUAGUUUAAUUGAUAUUUUAUAAAAUAAAAAAGGUCAAAAAUAUAAAAAUGG
Messenger RNA from Diprion similis, 2448 nucleotides. Its product is annotated as protein claret segregational-like. The transcript is spliced from 5 exons. The record is from RefSeq and is a predicted model, not a curated record. The coding region runs from base 225 to 2234 and encodes 669 amino acids. NCBI's taxonomy places the organism in Eukaryota, Metazoa, Arthropoda, Insecta, Hymenoptera, Diprionidae. Gene Ontology annotation, biological process: microtubule-based movement. Gene Ontology annotation, molecular function: ATP binding; microtubule motor activity; microtubule binding.